CCGAGGGCAAAUCCGCCUCGGUUGCUCAUUGGUCCAAAAUUAUGGAAUCAGAUGACGUAGUAGUUCCGGGUUUCUAGGUCCCAAGAAAAGGUAACUUUCGGUCAUUUCUGGAUAGCGGUAGACACACGACUGACCGGGUUUUCCGCUGCUGAAGGUGUAACACUUGGAAAUCAGUGGACCAAAUAUUUUCAUACUACAGUUGUGGGAUUCAUAAAAAUUGUCUACUCUGGGGGCUUUUCUCUUUAUGAGACUUCCCAUCUGACAUAAUCGUCCUUACACGCCUGAAACAUCUGCUGCUCAGUUCCCUUCCACACUUACUCAGUAUGGGUCUCCAGUCAGACUCCGCCCUCCAGUCUAUCCUCCUCUUUCCAAUCCACCUUCUGGUAUGGCUGUACUCCGUCCUGUCCUUCCUGCCCUGGUACUACAUCACUGGUGCCAGGCAAAAAAAAGUUCUGUCCAGGCGGAUAAAGGCCCGUUCCACUUCAGGCUGUGCAGAGGGACCAUACCGCUCUGUGGACCACUUCGAUUCCCUGGCCAGGGAGGACUUCCCAGGCAAGGACACACUGGAUAAGCUGUUCGAGCAUGCUGUGCAGCGCUUUGGACAAGCACAUUGUCUCGGCACCCGAGAUAUUUUGAGCAGAGAGAAUGAGAUUCAACCCAGUGGUAAAGUAUUUAAAAAGCUGAUCCUGGGGGAAUAUAGAUGGUUCUCCUACAAUGACGUGGACUCUAUAGUCAGUCAGUUUGGCAGUGGAUUGGCAGCUCUGGGGCAGCAGCCUAAAAGCAGUAUUGCAAUCUUUUGUGAAACCAGAGCAGAAUGGAUGAUCACUGCCCAGGCAUGCUUCAGACACAAUUUCCCAUUGGUGACAUUCUAUGCCACACUGGGAGAGGAAGCAAUUGCUUUUGGACUGAACGAGACUGGAGUUACACAUCUAGUUACCAGUCUGGAACUGCUUGAGACUAAACUGAAAAAUGUGCUUCCACAGAUCCCAAAACUGAAGCAUGUGAUCUAUGUAGACCAGAAGAAAGUGAGCACAGAAGGCUACCCAGCAGGACUGUCCAUCCACAGCAUGCAGGCCGUACAAGAACUGGGCACGCUGCCUGAGAAUAUGGGGAGGGCAAUUGUGAAGCCCCAGCCCUCUGAUCUGGCUGUGGUGAUGUACACCAGUGGCUCUACAGGCAGACCCAAAGGAGUCAUGAUUGUCCACAGUAACCUAAUUGCAGGAAUGACAGGCCAGUGUGAACGCAUUCCUGGACUCGGGCCUAAUGAUACUUACAUAGCCUAUCUGCCCCUGGCUCAUGUUCUGGAAAUGACAGCCGAAAUCUCCUGUGUCACAUAUGGCUGUCGGAUCGGCUACUCAUCCCCCCAGACACUGUCAGACCAGUCCACUAAGAUAAAGAAAGGAAGUAAAGGAGACUGCUCUGUGCUCAGACCCACCCUGAUGGCAGCUGUGCCAGAAAUAAUGGAUCGCAUCAACAAAAAUGUGAUGAGCAAAGUGCAGGAAAUGAAUUUCAUUCAGAGGAAGCUGUUUACACUGGGCUACAAAUAUAAACUAGAACAGAUCAGGAGGGGCUAUGACGCACCACUCUGCAAUGCCCUGUUGUUCCGGAAAGUGAAGAAACUGCUGGGAGGACGGGUGAGGAUGAUGUUGUCUGGAGGAGCCCCCCUGUCCGCAGCCACUCAGAGAUUCAUGAAUGUGUGUUUCUGUUGUCCAGUGGGCCAGGGCUAUGGCCUCACUGAAACCUGUGGAGCAGGCACCAUCACAGAGAUUGCGGACAUCAGCACCGGCCGUGUUGGAGCUCCUCUUCUGUGCUGUGAGAUCAGACUCAGGGACUGGGCUGAAGGUGGCUACACCAGCAAAGACAAACCAAACCCAAGAGGGGAAAUCCUGAUUGGUGGUCCCAAUGUAACCAUGGGUUACUACAGGAAUGAAAGCAACAAUCAGGACUUUUUUGCGGAUGAAAAUGGUCAGAGGUGGUUCUGCACUGGAGAUGUAGGAGAGAUUUUCCCGGAUGGCUGUCUACAAAUAGUGGACCGCAAGAAAGACUUGGUCAAACUGCAGGCCGGGGAGUAUGUGUCUCUCGGUAAAGUCGAGUCUGCCCUGAAAAAUUGCUCUCUCAUAGACAACAUCUGUGCUUACGCAAACAGUGAUCAGAACUACGUGAUCAGCUUUGUGGUUCCCAACCAGAAAAAGUUGACAGAACUGGCCAAACAGAGAGGCAUUGUGGGAACAUGGGAGGAGAUCUGCACUCACCCCAACAUGGAAAGAGAGGUUCUGAAGGCGAUCAAGGAGGUUGCUGCUAACAUUAAACUCCAGCGAUUUGAGAUUCCAAUGAAGGUGCAUCUGAGUCCAGAGCCGUGGACCCCCGAGACAGGUCUGGUCACAGAUGCAUUCAAGCUGAAGAGGAAAGAGCUGAAGAACCACUAUCUCCACCACAUAGAGAGAAUGUAUGGGGGCAAAUAACUUCGACAAUUUCACCCAAGAGUCCCCAUUAUCACCUUAACCACUGUUUUGAUGUGUAAAUAAUCUUCCCGGUACCCAGUUGUAUCUUUAUGCCGUUUGUGUACCACAGGCGUCCAAAUGAAAAUGUCUUGAAGCAAAAAGGCAGAAGCCGUAGAUAGUUGUAGCUGUUGAUCCACAUGUGCUGCUUUUUAUUCUUGUGUAGAAGUUUUGAUUGUCAAAGUGAUACGCUCAAGUGGCAACUCUUAUUCCAUGAAAGGGAUCUGACUUAACUGCCAUCCACUUAAAUCUGUUGGCAUUCAGUUUGUAGCUGAUUGAAAGUACUACUGUCCGUCAUAUGUCGCUGAUGCUUUGUUGUUAGUUCCAUUUAAAACAUUAACAACUGUAAUCAUCACAGAGGCUUGUAAUGUUUUUUAAGGUUGAAGUACUGAUGUUCCUGUGCCUUCGGCCUUUAGUGUAGUCAAACUGAAGAAAUUGGCAUCUAGAUAGAAACAAAUAGUUUACGCUUGUGUUAACAAAAAUGGCUAAAUAGUCAUGUGAAGUUUACUUGAGGCUUUAGAAAAAAUAUCCCCACUACUGACAUUGAUCAUAGAGAAAAAAAAGUUUUGUGAUCAUGUCUGCUUAUCCACUUGUUUUUUUUUUCUCACCAAUGUUGUUUUAUUUAUGAGUUUUUAUUGUGUCAAUUGAUUCAGAAAGUAAGACCAAAAUGUGUAAACAUAAAUGACUCAGGAAGAUAAGCAAAUGUUUUAAUAUAUUAAACUGUCUAACAGUGGGCUCCUUGUUCAGAAAGCACUUCUGUCAAAAUUCUUGUGGGCACCUUAUUUAUUGAAGUGCAAGCAUGCUUAAUUACUAAAAUGCUUAUUAUCAUUAGCUAGUCAGAGCUGGUAUACUGUAAUAAUGUGCAUAUUUUACCUCAGUUAUCAGGUUAAUGUACAAUUUGGUAUAACAGUUAUCUGAUAAGUCUGUUCAUUUCAAUUUUAUAGAAGUGUUUUCUGUGUUUUUCGAAAUGUUGUUGUGUUAAUGGAUUAGCAUCAUUAAAACUAAGAACACAGACGUUGACAGUCACAUAACAGUUGGUUGUUUGGUGAACCUGUUUCUAUUUAUUACUCCAUCAUUAUGGUCACAUGCCUUGUUCAUCAUUUUACAAAUAAACAGCUUUUCGUAUUCA
Molecule: messenger RNA, 3627 nt
Organism: Siniperca chuatsi (mandarin fish)
Lineage: Eukaryota; Metazoa; Chordata; Actinopteri; Centrarchiformes; Sinipercidae
Gene: acsl4a
Product: acyl-CoA synthetase long chain family member 4a
Exons: 15
Coding region: 324-2462 (712 amino acids)
Biological process (GO): long-chain fatty acid metabolic process; neuron differentiation; long-chain fatty-acyl-CoA metabolic process
Cellular component (GO): endoplasmic reticulum; lipid droplet; plasma membrane
Molecular function (GO): arachidonate-CoA ligase activity
Source: RefSeq, a predicted model, not a curated record